AUGCGCGAUCUCGCGAGCGUCACCCAAGAAAAGGGAUCCAACAUAGAAGAGCUUCAGGAAAAAGUGCAGAAAACUCUUAACUCUCUGCCCAACGAAUUAGAUGAAUAUUAUGGCACAAUUAUCGAGAGAAUACCGUCGGGCUUCCGCCGGGAAGCGUAUAUGGCACUGGAGGUUAUUUGUCGUGCAGAAGAAGAGAUAAGUCUAAACGACAUGGUCCACAUAAUCGAUUGCUCCAGAGCCCGCAACCUGGAGGAGGCGAGAGCUAGAACCAAGGAAACGUCUCGAAUUACACAGGGUUAUGUUCAGAAAUACGGGGGAAAAGGAUACAUUCGAAUGCUAUCGGGUGGAUUAAUCGACAUUGUUCACCACGAUGGGAAAUCUCAGGUUCAAUUCAUGCACCAAACCAUCAAAGAUUUCGUGGAAGAUCCCCGGUUCAAAGCCCUCAUCUUGGAAAAAUGGCGUGCCAAUUUCGCCAAAGAAAAUGGCCAUUCUUUCUUAGCAAAGUAUCACUUUCUCGCCACAGACUUUGGCAAAUCCUGCAUCUAUCACGCACAAGAGGCUGAGGUUACCACGGGACUAAGCCAGUUCAAGGAUUAUGCACAAUCCCCGUUUGUGCCCUACACCUUCAUCAUGAAUGGCUUUUCGCGCAAACUACUGUCGCCACUCGCCUUUUCGGUAUUCUCUGGAUUGAAGCUCUGCAUCGAAGAUGCAUAUAAAGCAGAUCCUUCUUGCCUGGCAAACUGCUCAGAUGACUUGAUAGUUCUUCUCCAUGAAGCAGUUGGCCGGACCUAUCACUUACGCAAUGCGAUUGAUCUAGCCAGGUCCUUGGUUGCAAAAGGCAUGAGAGGGCAAAGGAGCCUGGUUGGAAUGAGGCAAGUCUCGGGUACUAUCUGGUCACUCGAACCAUCCAUGACCGCGGAAGCGUUCACUGGCGAGCCAAACGGCGUUACCACGGCCAACAGCGAUGACUCUCAUUAG
Clonostachys rhizophaga is the source of this 978-nucleotide messenger RNA. NCBI's taxonomy places the organism in Eukaryota, Fungi, Ascomycota, Sordariomycetes, Hypocreales, Bionectriaceae. The record is from the annotation of a GenBank genome assembly.